AUGGACACACUGCCCGAGGAACAGCUCAAGCAGGGCAUGCUGGCCUCUAGCAUCACCCAUCAAGGCUCCGAUUCACAUCUACGGAGGCAAAUCGAUCAGCGCUUCGCGGAUGAAUCACCCUUUAUCCAGCGUAAAAAAAGCAACAAACUGUUUGUAUCGUCUUGGAGUCGUCUGCUCGGCGUAGCGUUCACCUCGUUGGCAGCAGCGUAUUUUUUGCUGCUUUGUUUUCGCUUUAUAGAGUCUGCGCGUCAGUGGUCUCCGCCCACUAGAUCUCUCGCAGAUCGUCGAGGUGAAUCAUGCUAUUCAGGCAGUGUGUCUGGGGAUGGCGAUGUUGGCAGUUGGCCGACGGGGGAUUCGGCAGAAGGUUUAGUGCUGGAGGGUUUCGGGGAAGGCAACCCUUUGCUGCAUCAUGAGGCUUUUGAAUUACAAAGCACUGCCGGAGGAACACAAGAAGAAGUAGUUGCUGCUGGAUUACAAGGCGCUGCUGGAGGCGCAGAAGCAGAAGUAGAUUUAGAGGCAGAGGCUGACGAGGAGAUUUGGGAAUUCGCUGGUGGCGUUGCUUCUAACCCACAAGUACAAGAUGACUUGCACUUAUGGGAAGGUUGGAACAUGCCUGUGGUAGAAGAGCAGCGCUUACUACGUCUCUUUGAUAGCAUGAAAGAGGCUGCGAGUUCAUGCCGAUCGUUGUUGCCAGUGUUGACGCACAAGCAGCGUUUGCAGCUGACAAUCCAAGUUUUGAAGCUGCUAACCCUGGAUUUGGGAGCCAUGUACCUAGUUAGGGAGGAUAAGGAGCCUCAUAGAAGGGCCGUAGGCGACUUUCUUAUUAAGGUGGCACAGUCCGUACUUGAUCGGAAUGGCCAAGGUGAAGAGGACCUUCGCGCUAGUAUCAAGGAGCUUAUAGUUUUACUUGAGAAAAUAAAGGAGCCACGUUAUUUUGAGAAAGAGAUGGGCGCUGCAAAGUACAAAAGGAAGAUGAUAAGCAUAAUUGGAACCGCGGAAACUGCACUGAAGAACUGUAUGGGCGUUUUGAAUGGGCUGCUAGGGCUAAGGACAGAUACGUCGGCGAAGAGGCUGCCGUGGAAAGUAUUCGAGCAGCAGCUGAGCGUUUUGAAAACGAUUUACCAUGUUCACUCUUACCAUAUCGCGAAAGACAGCACACUUCGUGUACACAUUUUAGAAUCCCAGAAGUCGACGGCCGUGUUUUGGCUUUUAGGAAACCACCAUUUAAGCGUAUCUCAAGGCGUGAUUGCUCCGCUGAAAGACUUACUGAAGAAUAUAAAUGACGCUGUAAGAGCUGCUGGAGGUCUUCUGCCGUCCCAAGAGCCAGAUGCCGGGGAGCGUGGUAGUGCUAGCAGCACAGUGGAAGAAAGGACUGCAGAAAUGGUGGGUCAGCAUGCGGGGAGAAGUAAACCGCGGACCCUAAAGCUGCUUCAUGAAAAGUUCGCUCAAGAAGAACAGCCUCCAUCUAAUACUAUAGCUCCUGCACCGCACACAGAAGACGGAGCGCAGCGUUCGCCGCGAGUUCUGGGGCAAACUGCGUGGUCAUCUGAACAACUUGCUGGGCCGUUUUUGCAACAGCAUCUAUUAAUCUUCAACGAACGUCUUCAAGCCCAGUCACCAUAUUUUAGGUAUCCACAUGCCGUCAUACCGGUGGCUGGUCCGUCGAGGUCUGGGUCGCACGCACAAGGAGGGAAAGCUUAUUUUGGGUACCCAUGUUCUCCUUGGCCAUGCACUUCCCUGUCAGGUUCUUCGUAUCUGUCGACUACGCAGCAUCCUGCAAAUCCGCCUGGUAGCAGCUUACUGCAAGAGCAUGUUUCUGCUUCUCGUGGUGCUAGAUACUUUUCUGGUGGCAGUUCUGGAGUGCAUUUGACGCCCGCUACUCCGCUAUCACCGAUGAAUGUAAACGAACCCCCAGAGUGGCUGCAGCCACCUGCGCCAAUUCAAGAACGGGGUUACAGUCUUUUUGGAAGUGGCGGUAUACCUCCGUGGUUUCCUUUUUCACAAGCGACACCUGCCUCUUUUGAAAGACGCGCCACUGCAAGCGACGGAUGGCCGCGUCCAGAGGAAGAUGGCGCCCAUAGGCUUAUAGAGGACGAUGGAGACAAAGAAAGAAAUGGCAUUCCGCGUGACCGUACUCAGAGCGGCCGUCAAUGA
Eimeria necatrix is the source of this 2154-nucleotide messenger RNA. RefSeq lists its product as hypothetical. The coding region runs from base 1 to 2154 and encodes 717 amino acids. The record is from RefSeq and is a predicted model, not a curated record. Lineage: Eukaryota; Apicomplexa; Conoidasida; Eucoccidiorida; Eimeriidae. The transcript has a single exon.